Conger conger (European conger) is the source of this 3064-nucleotide messenger RNA. It is a transcript of the gene plpp3, whose product is annotated as phospholipid phosphatase 3. The record is from RefSeq and is a predicted model, not a curated record. Gene Ontology annotation, molecular function: phosphatidate phosphatase activity. Bases 427 to 1365 code for a protein of 312 amino acids. The transcript has 6 exons. Gene Ontology annotation, biological process: phospholipid metabolic process; phospholipid dephosphorylation; canonical Wnt signaling pathway. Lineage: Eukaryota; Metazoa; Chordata; Actinopteri; Anguilliformes; Congridae.
AGGAUUCAUAAAACAGGAGUUGAUCAGCAAGGAAUCAGUCCAAACCUUUGAACGGAGCGGCGUUACACUGAAUUCCCAUUCAUUCCAAGAGAUAUAUAGCCAGAUCUGUAUCUUUAUUUAAGUGAAGACUGCGAUUCGAAUAGUUAAUUUAGGCAGCUUAAUUUGGCCACGUUUAUCUAGAGUAGAAAAAAAAAAUACUCUGCUGCUACAUAAAGUAAGGGGUCAAAAGAGAGAUUGCAUCGGUUCACUGCUGAUCAAACUUUGCAGGACUUUUCUUCCCUCGAGUCGCAAGGGAAGUUUUUCCCCUUAUUGCAUGACCUUUUUUUUGUUUAAACUAUUCCUAAAGGACAAAUCAAGUUUGUUUCUUCUUUGAUUCCUGCGUUUGUCUGGUAUUGGAUUUUAACGAAAAUAGGAAGAGGUUCUCAAAUGCAAAACUACAUGUAUGAGAAGGCAAUGGCACCAGAGACCAGAAACGGAGGAAGCGCAACGUUAAAUAACAACAACGGCAUAGACAACAGCAAGAGGAAAUUGCUGAUAUGUCUCGAUGUCUUCUGUUUGCUUCUCGUCAUGUUGCCCCCCCUCGUGCUGCACAAGUCCGCCAUCCCGCCCUACCAGCGCGGCUUCUACUGCAGCGACGACAGCAUCCGCUUCUCUUAUAAGAGCAGCACCGUCCCCUCCCCAGUGCUGAUGGGCGUGGGGCUCAUUCUGCCGGUCGCCUCUAUCAUUAUUGGAGAAUGCUACAGGAUUCACUACCUGAAUGAGGGCUCCAAGUCCUUCAUCACCAAUCCGUACGUCUCUGCCCUCUACAAGCAAGUUGGCGUCUUCAUCUUCGGCUGCUCAAUUAGCCAGUCCUUCACAGACAUUGCUAAGGUGUCGGUUGGCCGCAUGCGCCCCCACUUUCUCGAUGUGUGCAACCCAGACUUCUCCGCCAUCAACUGCUCCCUGGGAUACAUCACGGAUUACACAUGCAGAGGGCUCGAAAGCAAAGUGCAGGAGGCCAGAAAAUCCUUCUUCUCAGGCCACGCCUCUUUCUCCAUGUACACUAUGUUGUACCUGUCGUUCUACCUGCAGUCCCGCUUCACAUGGCGUGGAGCACGCCUGUUGCGUCCCCUGCUGCAGUUCACCCUGCUCAUGAUGGCCUUCUACACCGGCCUGUCCCGCGUCUCUGACCACAAGCACCACCCCACCGACGUCCUGGCCGGGUUUGCACAGGGAGCCCUGGUGGCCUACUGCAUAGUCUUUUAUGUAUCGGACCUCUUCAAGCCUAAAGCCAAGACGGCCACCCCUCCACCCUCUCCCAUCAAGAAAGAACUGCUCCCCUCUGCAGACAUCAUAGAGCGGAACAAUCAUCACAAUAUGGUGUGACGGAGCAUUGCCCAGACAAUCUGAAGCACACCCAGGACAGACACCUGUGACCGUUGACCAGCAACCACCCUGCUGCUCACCCUUCUCAUCUGACAGUAGAAUGUAGGGAAGAGAGACCGUUUAUUCUUGCCAUUGAGACUUUCAUUUUUUUAAAUUGAGCCCUUGCUGUAGAAGAAAAAGCUAAACAAAAAACCCCCAAAAUGUGUAGGGUUUUGAGCCUCUUAACUACUUUUUGUAGAUUCACUUCUCUGACUUAAGAGAAAUAAUCACGCAUUCGGUUACGGGAGGGGUGGGGGGGUUAAAAAAAUAAUUAAAAAAUGACAAAGAAAAAAGGAAAGGGUGAAUGGGAUAUAUUGCUGGCUGAAGUGCCCUCUAGGACAUCACCAGUUAAUCCCUGUCCUUCUCUGUGGCCUUUCUUCAUAUAGGACAACAAAUUCCUUAGUAAUAGGAAUGAUUAUUUUUUCCUGAAAUGUAACUAGCACAGAUAUAUUAACAAUAUAAAUAACUUAUAGCACUAUAUCCGAGCUCAUUUCAAAUUGUCACCACUUGCUACUUGGAAGAAUAGCUAUAAGAAAGCUUGUUGAUAGUUGUAUGAUACAGAGGGGGUUCUAGCGCUCACACAAAGUGAAGAAGCCUAGGAUUAUGCAGUACCUCUUUGUCACAAGGACCUGCUUGUGAUAUUUGGAAAGAAAAGAGGUAAUACAAGUGAAAGUUUGCUUUCAUUUCCAACCCAUCAGGUUUAUUAUAGACAUUCAGAACAGUGGCCUACCACCAUGGGAUGUGGGUAAGGGGAGGGAUGCGGGAGGCAUGAUUAAGGAUUUUCUUUCUUAGGGUGAUGUAAAGUUCUCACUGCCUCCCAUCACAAGCAGUACUGUGGGCUCUUGGCUGUGCCAUGCUGCCCCUCAGUGUUGGGGUCUUCAGUAGAGGAGUUCGGGUGGGCGGAGGAAGGGACACGGGGUCUGUCGGGACAGUCGUUGGGAUUGACUCCCAUGGCAUACUGGCACAUUUUGGCAGAGGGCUCUUUCCGCUGGCUGGGAGGAGCUCCACUUACUCAAUCACUCCAUGACAGAAGUGUGUGUCCGCGAUGUACACCAGACGUGCCCCCAUCAAUGGUGUGUGUGUAGAUAAGGCCUGAACAGGUCGGGGCACCCGCAGUCAAAACUGUGCCAAGUCCGGAGUGCGUGUCGCUGAGUAACGAGAGGACUGUUACUAUGUUUUGAAAAGAAAACUGUGGAUUUAAAAAAAAAAAAAUAUUUGAUAUGGAUGCAUCUUUAACAUUUUUUAUGUUGUCUGUUAUUAACAAUAGCAAUUGUACAGUUACCCAAAUAAUUUUACAGCAUACACAAAAACCCUGUAAACAAUGACAACUCCACAAUGUUGCACAUCCUUCUCAUUGUAUAGUCCGUCCUAUCAUUUCAACCACAGCAAGCUGUUUUAUUUUUUUUAUAAAUAUAUAAAUAAUGUAUAGAUCACUAAAAAUUAACUAUGUAAAAUAUUAUCUCCGAACCUUUUUAGUUAUAUCCACUAUGAAUAAAAAGUUUGUGUCAUGACCUGUGUUAUUUACAAAGUGCUGCUUAAAAAAAGCAUUGAUUGACAGAUUUUUGUAUUUAGUAAACUAAAAUAUUGUAGAUUUGUGUAGUUUUUAAUAUGCGUAAAGAAAGAAGUACACCAACAAUUGUAUUAAAAAUCACUUUUAGUA